Pelobates cultripes (western spadefoot toad) is the source of this 39052-nucleotide messenger RNA. The record is from the annotation of a GenBank genome assembly. Lineage: Eukaryota; Metazoa; Chordata; Amphibia; Anura; Pelobatidae.
CUCAGGUAGGUGUGGUGAGCUGAGUACUGUACUGCGGAUAUCCACAGACAGGGGUCGCUGUUCCAGUGUAUUAUGUGGGAGGGUGGUGUGUACAAGAAGUAACUGAAGAAAGCCUAGCCUCGACAUCCAUUACACACCCUGCCUGCCAGACUUCGUGGGUGAACUAUCAACUUUUGCAGUGUUCACUACAUCCAUCCUUCACCACCAUGCCAGUCAAGGGAGGGACGAAGUGUAUCAAAUACUUGCUGUUUAUCUUUAACUUCAUAUUCUGGGUGAGUGCUUGUUUCUUGUAUUCUGCAUUAUGUGGUUUCAAGCUUGCUGUAACCUGGAGAGAGAGAGCGGGCAGGGCUUGGGCAGGGUCAGGGAUCCCCCUGUAUGGAGCCUGGGAUUAGUCAAUGGAGGGAAGGAUCUGCAUGCAUGUCUGGCGUACAAAGGGUUAACGAGAAAUCCUAGCUUUAGAAUGAUACACAACGUUAUUUUUCGUUAUGUGUGUGUGCGCGCAGCCCACAAUAUAAAUGCACAUUGUAAUUCUGCAUUCCAUGUAUGGUGGAUACAAUGUUAACUCUUAUACUCCUAGACAUGAUGUCAGAAGCAGAUAAAUCUCCCACCUCGAGUGUUCUGGGUUUUUUUUCUGGUUGUUGUUGUCUUUACAUUGAAUAAAAUGUAAAACAGAGCAAAGAUUGUUGUGAAAAGGUUAAAAUGAAAAGAGAUCUUUGUGUACCCUGGGCACUGGCUCCCAGGCCACUUUGAACAAUUGUAAACAAGCCUCUCAAAGUAAGCACUCUGUAUAACCUGAUGCUCCUUAUUUUUACUUGUGUUUGUUAAAUCAACUCCCCUGCUGAUAUUUCUGGAUCCAGCGGAGCAAUUAGUCUUGCUUCCUGACACCACCUCUGGGAAGCUGCAUAGGGACUUCUUUGUAGUGUGUUUUUGUGUGUGGUUUAAAAAAAAAUAUAUAUAUAAUUUUGUGAUUUGUUUAAUUCUCCCCCCUCCCCAUCUUUAGUAUGUCUUAAACACUUGUUGCAGGUGUUUUCACGUGGAUAGGAGCUAGAAGUACUGUGGUGUCCUGUAUUGACAAAUAGUUCUAUACCUCUGUAUAUUUUGAACACAUGUAUACUUAAAACAUUUGAUUGCUUGGAUCUGAUACACCUUGCUAUUUAAUUUAUUGCUUGGAUCUAAUAUCCAGUGCAAUUUGUAAUCAUCCUGCGUUUAAUAACUGAGUGAAGGCCAGUGCCAGUUCCAGCAUGUACUACUGUAAAGUUCUACCAACAGUUGUUUAAUGCCUUUUUAUUAACAGUAGUUGAAUGGACCCGAGGAUGCCAUAGAGGAGUUUUAACUAAUGAGUUUACUACAUUUGAUAUGCCCAUGAUUAGAAAAAAGUGUUCUGGGCAUUCCCUAGCGGCCUAUGGCAAAGAGAGAGUGAGCCAAAGUUAGUAAAUUGCAGUGUAGUUUUAGUGUAGCACAUAGAUUUGGUAGGAAAAUCUUUACAUUUAUUUUAAAAAAAACAAAAAAAAAAACUUUUAAAAAUGUGAAUUGUAUUGUUGGUUUGUUUUUGUUUUCCACCUCUUGUGACUUCUUAUUUAUAUUUUUGAAAUAUAGAUGCUGUGUUUGUGUUUUUAGUGAGAGAAACUAUGCUAGAUGACUCUAUUUUUAGAUAAUUAAGGACUUGGCAAUAGGAUGCCAUGGGUAGAGCACUGCCUCUCCUACAUGUUCAUUGUUGAUAAGUGUUCCAGAGGAAAUAAAGGAUGAAUUGUACAGUGAAAUUGUUUAAUCUCUUUUUUUAGGUUUUUGGGCGAGGACUAUCAUUAGUUUUUUGUUUUUUGUUUUUUGUUUGUUUGUUUUUUUAGGCCAAUGCAAGAUGGCUUUUCGCCCAGCUUUGGUCAUUUUUGUUGUUGCUGUUUUAAUUUAUUUUAAAGAUCAAAUAAAUUCAAAAAGGUUUAAAAAUGUAAUUUUCUUAAAUAAAAUAAUUUGUUAAAUGAAGAAUGUGUAUAUUGUAUGCAACUUAGAUGACUCUUUUAUUUUUAGUAUUGAAAUUAUAACAUUUUUGUGUGGAAAUGAUUAGUUUUACUGUUUUUUUUAAAAGUGGGAGUGUGGUUACAUAAAGACAGAUUAUGCUCUUUUUAAAAAUCCAGGGUUGCCAUCUCACGUUCAUAUAACUAAAACAUCAUAGGUGUGCCAUAGUACAGGCUUCCCCAAUCUCAUAUGAUUGGACUCCCAAUGGCCCAUACAACAACACAAGAAAGUGCAAGUGCUUCAGUGUGUCAGUGUGCCAAAGCCAAUAUAAAAUGUAAAUACCCUAAUAUGGUUUCUUUCCACUGGUAACUGAAUGAAAUAAACUUCCUAUGACGUAGUACAGUAACAAAUAAGUAAACAGUGCUCUUGGUAGAUAUUUAAAGGGACACUCCAGGCACCCAGAUCACUUCUGCCCAUUGGAGUGGUCUGGGUGCCAUCUCCCACUACUCGUAACCCUGCAAGUGUAAUUAUUGCAGUUUUUUAUAAACUGCAAUAAUUACCUUGCAGGGUUAACUCCACCUCUAGUGGCUGUCUACUAGACAGCCACUAGAGGGCACUUCCUGCAUCAUAGAGCGUCGCUGGACGCCCUUACGCUGUGUGAGGACCUCCAGCGUCUCUCAUUUCCCCAUAGGAAAGCAUUUUUAAUGCUUUCCUAUGGGGAGCUCUAAUGCGCUGACGCGCAUGCGCAUUAGGUCUCCCCGGCCGGUGGGCGGGAUCAGUCUCGUCCACCGGCCGACGUAAUAAAGAGGAGGAGCGGCGGAGGAAGAAGCAGCGACGUGAGACAUGUCGCUGCCUCUGGUAAGUAACUGAAAGGGUUUUCACCCCUUCAGCAACCGGGGAUUGGUGGGAGGUAGAGGGGACCUGCAGUGCCAGGAAAACUGAUUGUUUUCCUGGCACUGGAGUUUCCCUUUAAUAGAGCCUGUGUAAUACUGGCUCAGGUAUAACGGCUCUGGAGUGGUAAUGGUGUAUUCACAUGAGGCUCUUAAAGAGGGUUAGUAUUUUGGUUUUGCUGGUUAUGUGAUCUUGUAUCAUCCAAAUCUGAAUGAGAGAGAGUUCUACUCAUUUCUCUGCAUAUGAAAUUAGUUUUGUCUGUAUCCCUUCUGGGAUUCAAAAAAAAUGACUAUUUUGUCUGUUUGUUUUUGAUUAAACCUUUAGUUUUUGGUUGUUUUUUUUUUUUUCAGUUUCUUUGUUUACCCAUUUUGAAGUCAUCUUGAUCCCCUUUAAAUUUGGAAGAUUUAGUAUUGGCAAUUUUUUUUUUCAUUCUUUUUUUUCUUCUUUUUUUAAAUUAAAUUUUGAAGUUUAUUCCCACCGUGCCUGUUUCUUUUUCUAAUGGGUGUUCUAGUUUUGUGAAUUGGCUUAGGGAGUGCUGGAUUCUGACAUCAUGAAACUGCCACACCUUGUCUGCCUGUGGUCUUUCUUAAAGUCGAAACACAUUCUUUGUAAUUUUUUCAAAUCUGGUGUGUGUGUGUGUGUGUGUGUGUGUGUGUGUAUGUAUAUAUGUAUAUGUGUGUGUGUAUAUAUAUAUAUAUAUAUAUAUAUAUAUAUAUACUGCUCUAUGUCUGUUAUAUUUUGUUUGUCAAUCUACUAAAUCUUUGGUUGACAGCUCCUGUCUUUUCAAGGAUGCAAAAUACAAAUUAGGGAACAGCACGCAGUCACAAAAAAUAGUUUUAAAUUUUACAAGGUUACUUAAAACCACCUAUCUUAGCAAAAUAAAAUAUUCAGUUACACCAUAUGGCCAUAUUGUGUUAAGCCCACCACUAUGUCACAGUAUCGUGAUUAUCGGUGAGUCCUACACUAAUUUUAACAUUAUAACUGCAAUACUUGCUACUUAAAACGCAUGCAGAGACUCCUCACAUAUCUGCUUUCUCCACCAAAGGGGCACCUAUAGUGGAAGGGUGAAGCCAAUAGGAUUUAGGUCUGGAUAUACAGAAAAAAAGGGACACAGCCGGAACAUGUAUGUCCAAGAAGUGGUUCUGCCAUAAAGUCCAAAAUGCAGAUUAACCCCUUAAGGACUGCGGGCGUGCUUUGCCGUCCUUGGGGACCCGGCUCUAAACGCUGGCGGGCAGCAUAGCACGUCCACGCCGUCCUAUACACUUACCUGCUCGCCAGCGACUGCGAUGAGGGGACUUACCUGGCCUCCCAGGGUGUCCCUCUGCUGCCGAUCCGGCCUCCUGGGCCAUGUGAUCGCGAGGUCCUUGUGAGGACCUCACAGUCACAUGGACAGAAUAGCUGUCCAUAGCAGUGCCAGCAGGGGGAGUGCCUGGAAUGACAUGUAGUCCCCCUGCUGCCUGUAAAAAGUUAAAGGUUAGAAUAAAAUUAAUAUCUACUUGGAAUAUAUAUGUGUGUGUUUGGGGCAAUCUCAGUUAUGAUAUGAAUGGAGAUAAGUCAACAACCCCUAAUAGGAAAAGUCGGCUGAGGUGUGCUGAUACCGACGUAGGUGGUAGGCCUGUAAAUAAAGUGGACAAAAAGGAAUACCAAUCUUGCUCAAAUACAUUUAUUGCGUAAAAACAUGUUAUAACACAUACACAUUUUACGAGGACAUCUUAACGAAUGCCUUCUGUAUUUCCUGUACUGGUUGGGGUAUAUAUACUGUAUAAGCUGAUGACUUACAGUGACCUAAAGUCUUAAUAACAUGAACUGGAAUGUCCUGGCUUGAUGCUGUAGAUGCAGCCCCUAUCCUAAACGAGUGUCCCGAAUACUUGUUAGCGUUCAAGCCGAGUCUUGUCAAUAACAAGGGUACAUAUACCAUAAACUUAGAAGUGGUGAGGAUAGCCCUGUGAAGUGACAGAAGAGGGAGUGAAGCUAGAUUGCCGUGAGGAGGUAGGCAUUGAGAACCUUCACUGGGCACCAUGAAUUGUCUGUGGGGUAGUAUGGAAUGUGAACGAGUUGACCCAUUUGACUUGUUUUAGUCGUAGGUAGGCUUAGUAUGUAAUGGUCUUGCUGUUUGCUUAGGUAUGAGGUGUGAAGGCAACCUUGACCGUUUUGUUGGCCCCUAAUAGUAAUUUAUUGUGGCCUCAGAAAGCCAUAGAAGGCCAAGUAUAUGGCUGUUUUUAUGACAGUUAGUGCGGGGUUCGAAUGGUGUUGUAUCCAGUAAGUCCAACAUAUUUUUGAACAAUUGUUUGUUAUUGGUAGCCUAUGUUGUGGGGUAGGCAUUGGAUAUGAUGUUAAGCAUAGUCUUGAUGGGUUAUGCUGUGAGAAAGCUUGCAUUGUUGGGAAAAGCGGAGAACAUAUGGUGUUGGAUGUAUGUCAGGUAUAAUUUUAUGGUGUUGUGUGAUAACUUUAUCUUGGAGUGGCGAAAGCCACCAAUGUUGUUAUGUCAAACAAGUUGGCCAGGUGAUGUUCUGACAUAAACCUGUGAUACAAGAAAAACGCCCUGUCAUAUGCGCUAUGCGUGUUAGUGGAUAGGGCCAGUUGUAUCAGAACCUUGCUAUGGCACGGUAAUUCGUCUAAUCCAUGAUAAGAUCUUGGAACAGGGAGCCGGUCGUGGCCAAUCGUGAAGCGGUAAGUAGGGACAUUCUGAAAGCCUGAAAUUGGAAACAAGACAACUGAUCAGCUGCUGUGUUCAAAAUGCCUGGGACAUGGUAGCAUACUAAGUAAAACUGAUGACCGGCUGCUAGCCACAUCCGUUUCCUAAAACCCUCAUCAUUAAUGAGGAUGAGCGGCCUUUGUUAAUGAUGUGGCAGAUUGCCAAGUUGUCUGAAAAGCACUGUACUGGUUUCCCUGACCAUAAAUGGCCCCAUGACAUUGCUGCUACAAUUGGAUAUACCUCAAAAAGGGCUGAGUUCUUGUAGAACCCCUAUGUCCUGCACUUCCUCUGGCCAACUACCCCAAAGCCAUUCACUGUCAAAUAUGGCAGCAAAAUCAGUGGAAGCUGCUGAGUCAGUCCGAAUGGUAGGGGAGUUUAUGGACACGUGUGGGAGAAACAUGUUCCACAUGCCGGAGUUGUGAGAUGUGUUGUCAGGGAUAUGUAUAGGUUGGAGAUUUGCCCCUUACAUGAGGGUGAGUCCAUGCUUUGCCGUUCAAAUGUCGUGGGUGGUGCUGUGCCUGCUUGUUUGACUGCUGGGUUGUGUGCUAGGUUUCACAAUUGGAGAAAGCUGAAAGUCAGUGAUUUGUAGUCCACCCUCUGUCUGGUAGGUCUGCGUAUUCUAGGGGUUGUGAGUCUCUAUAGAGAUGCAUGAGUCUGUAUACAUUAUUAUUAUAUUUUAAAAAAAUAAAUAAAAAAAAUUUCAUAGUUGUGGAAGUGUUGCGCUGUUUGGCUGGGUGGGAACAAUUUGUUGCACAGUAAUGGUGUUAGUGGUGAGAGGAAUGAGGUGUACUUGUAUUUGAUUUUUAAGUCUGUCCCAUAAAUCUAGAGAAUGGGUUAUCGCUGGUGAGGAGGGUGGGGGUAGAGCCAGCAGGGCUCUGGGGAUCCACAUAUAUUGGGAGGGAUGUUCCCAUCCCAGAAGGUAUGUUCAAGAUCCACCCAGCGUUUCCUCCCUGGCGCUGUAUGCCAUUGCUGUAUCUGGGCUUGUUGGGCUGCAUGGUAAUGCAUUUUAGGCACCUAUAUUGUGGCCCUCCGCACCCGCGGACUCUCGCCUCUCCAUACAAAGCUGUCUAUUGCCAAUUGUAGCUUUUUAAAGUCAUGGAGUUUGAGCAGAAUAUGGGGAGUGUCUGCAACAGAUAGAGGAAUCUUGGUAAUAGGUUCAUCUUGAUGGUUGUGACUCUCCCUAGCCAUGAUCUGCCUAUCUAGUUCCAGCAUAGUAAGUCCUUGUGGGCCGUCUGGAGUAGUGUUGUGUAAUUAAGUGUGUAGAGGUCAGGUGGUAUAAUAUGCCUAGGUAGGUGAGCAAAGUCGGUACAUUGCGGAAGGGAAACAUUUGCUGCAUGUCGCGCUGUUGUUGGGUAUCAGAUGCUGUAGGUAGUAUUUCUGAUUUUUCAGAAGUUGAUUUUGUAGCCAGAGAGGUUCGCAUAGUCAUCUAUAAGGGUUCGUAUCUGUGGUACAGAAGUGGUAAGGUUCGUGAGUGUGAGGAGUAUGUCAUCGGCAUAGGCUGCCACUUUGUAUUCUGUUCCCCUAACUCUUAUGCUGUCGAUGCGAUGAUUGAGGCAAAUUGCCUCUAAGAGGGGUUUGAGGGAUAAGACAAAACCAAAGGGCGAUAAAGGGCACCCUUGGUGCGUACCAUUGGAAACUUGAAAAGUGGGGAUUUUGUAGCCAACCAGUUGGUGUAGCAUAUAGUGCACGUAACAUGGUCAGAAAGUCAGGUGGGGAAUUUGAGGUGUUGUAGAAAUUGAAAUAAGAAUGGCCACUACAAACAGUCAAAUGCCUUCUCGGUGUCCAGUGAAAUCAGUGCUGUUGGUAGUCUGUGGUGUUGGGCAUACCAGAUGGUGCCUAUUGUCCGUCUGGGGUUGUCUGCCGCUUGUCUAUUUGGGAUAAACCCCACUUGGUCUGCGUGGAUUAGGCAUGCGUUCAGUCUAUUCGUGAUUGCUUUUGUAAGUAGUUUGAUAAGUUCAAAUGUGACGGACCCGCUGGCACUCCGACCAAGUACCUCCGCCAAUCGAUGCUCCUAGUGCUUGCCGAGGACUCCAAGCAUUCCAACCGACACCAUCAGCACUGCAGACUUAUUCCAUCCCCGCAAGCAUGAGCCAAGGCUUCAGGAAAGUGUCAAGCAGGUCUGUUUAAUGAGCACACAAAAGCAACAGCAUUCAUGCAGCAAAACAACUCCUCCUCAGAGGAAAACAAAAAUACAGUUAAAAGGGUCAGACAGAGUUUGAAAAUAUGACACUUAUUAAGGGUUUAAACUGGUGUUCUAAGAGGGGGGGAUAAAACAGUCAAACUAAGUCCAUAAAACAGGGGUUUUAUUCACACUCUGCAUCCGAAGUGCAUAGCAAAACUGCAGAUCCUUUGUCAGAGCAUUUAAAGGGCCAAAACCAGUCUAAUAAAAUCCACUAUGCCCAAAUAACGUAUUUAAAGGGCAAAAUCUUCCAGGGGCCAUAGUUGCAGGGCAGGAGGCUGGCAAUUAGUCCUCUCCAGGCACAAGUGGCGAAGGGCACUUCGUCACACAUCUUCCCAUUGGGGGGGAGACUAACCAGGUACCUGACCUUCUGUUGGUCAGUACCUGAGUAAGUCGAGUGGCCCACCCACAAUAAACAGUUAACAGAGUAUACACCAUUACUGCCCCUGGUGAUUUCUGGUGGCCAGCUCUGGCCUGUAUGUCCCAGGUUGCUGAGGGGAACUGGUGGACAGAGACCAGCGGCGCUCUGCCUUGAUGCCAGCGCUUCUGCUUGGUUGGCCGGUGGGUAUUCAGGCUCUGACCAAGAGGGCAAGGGAAGACAGAGGUCGACUGCACUCUGCCCGGAUGCCAGCUCUUCUGCUGGAAGGGGGUCAGUGGAGGCUAACAUCUUCUCCACUAAACCCAGUACCGGGUUAGGGGUUGGCUGUGGAAGGGAGGGGUCGCCUACCUCCUCCUCCUGGUACUCCUGCUGCUGCUGGGGAGAGAGACCGGUUGCCUCCUCUUCCUGGGGCUCCAACUGCAGUUGGGGAUCUGGGCCGGCUGCCCAGCAUCCCUGUAGGGCCGGUAGAGAGACCUCGGUCCCAUGUCCACCUGCUGUUUGGGGGGCUUCCAAGGACCAGUCCCCUACCUCUGGUUGCUGUUGGGGAGGGAGACCGGUUGUCUUUUCUCCCACUAACACAUUCAGCUGCUGGGGAGGGAGGCCGACUGUCUCCUCUCCCGAUAAGACAUACUGCAUCUGGGGAGCGAGACCUAAAGGGUAAAAUCUUCCAGGGGCCAUAGUCACAGGGCAGGAGGCUGGCAAUUAGUCCUCUCCAUGCACAAGUGGCGAAGGGCACUUUGUCACAGUUCAGUAGGGAUAUCGAGCGCUAGUGCCCUGGGUCAGGGUGGUCUUUACCUGGUUUAGGUAUGAGGCAGACGUCUGCUGUUAUCAUGUCGGGGGCAAUGGCUUUCCCGUAAGGAGUUACAUCUGUAUGUUUUAAUACUUUUCCUGCAUGAUUCUGGAAAGGCUGUCAAGUUGGCCAGGAUGGUGCCUACAUGAUCAGAGGGUAUGCUGCCUUUCUCUCAGAAAGUAUUACCUAACUUCUUACAGAAAAUAAACAUUACUUUAAAAUGUGCUCACUACUAAAGAGAGAACCACAAUGGAAUUUAAAGGCUACAAAAAGCAACCAGUUGAACUAGAUUAACAUUCAGGAAACAAGUGCUCCUGAUUUCUUAAACAUAUGUUCCUUAAAGGCUUACUCUAAGCACCUUGAUCAUUGUGCCUGGGGACUAUGUGCAGUGUUUCACUAUGAAAUGCUGCACAUACAGAGAAUAACCCCUCUGAUGCCGGAACUCUAACUUCACCUCGGGCAGUGUCAUUGGGGUGUGAGUAUUAAGUUCCAGGUGGGUUCAAGAACUCAAGACGAGUUCUGUGCAAAUUUGUCUGACACGACCACACACAACAUGCUGAACAUGAAAUUCUGCAUUUUAGUGCUUUUUGUAGGAGCAUUUAUUUAUUAAUUUAUUUAUUUAUUUAUUUAUUUAUUUUAUUUAUUUUUUUUUUUUUUUUGGAAGAGCAUAAGUAUUGCUUUCAGUUGGAUUUUGCAUAAUUUUGACAAAUUGCCACUUAAUGAAAAAGUGAUUACAUUAUCUGUGUCAUCACAAAUUGACUAUUUACUUGGAAAUUAUUUGUAUGAAAUGUUUUGCAGUAAAAAUAAAAUUAAAAUAACCACAAACUAGAAGGGUUCUGGCCCAUCCCUCCUGUUAUAACAGCUGAUUGUUGCUUUAUAUCAUCUAAUUCUGCAAACUGGCUCUUCAAGCUUGGAUUUUCUUCUAAACCAAAUAGCAGAGCUGGAAAAACAUUAUCUUUACGACUGUUUUGUUGACAAUGCACUCAAAUUCACUAUUUAGUGAAUAAACCCCAACAUGUUUGUAACAUUAUUGCCAUGGACGUGGCAAAACAUUAGCAAGGGUUCUGUUUCGAAUUUAAGCUCUACCACACCAGGAAAUUCCACUGUGCUGUCAAACAUUACAUAUGUAUUACUUUUGUUUUCCUUCAUGCAUUCCAAGGUAUUUCCCACUUUGGAAUGGUGGGUGGGGGUUUUCAGUCUGCCUUCCAGCAUUAAAAUCUUGCAGGGAGUGGCAGUAGCCAUAGAAACACCUCUAACAGAAUCUUCACUAUAGUUGCUAACGUUUGUACUGUGAUUUAAAAACAUGAUCAUGUUAAAUUUGGGGCCUCUUUAUAUAUUAUUAUUAUUAUACUUUUUUUUUUUUUUUUUUUUUUUAAAGCUGUGAAUAAAUUUCUUAGAAUUCUUGCAAUAAAACCACUUUUAUGUAAUGGGGUAGAAUGGAGAAAUGCACAUACCUGAGUUUCUGGUUUGACAAUUCCCAGACAUAUUAAAUUCCCCAAACACUUAGGGAUUUACUAAAUUCUAAAUGUUAAAGUUUCACUAUAGACCAAAUUGCAGUGCGUUAAAGGAACACUGUGGCAUAUUUUUCAAAGUGGUCUGAGAAGUAAUGGUUACAUUCCAUCUUUAUUUUUAUAUAUUUAUUUUAUAUUCAUUAAAUUGAUCUAAAAAAGGCAGUUUUCUUCAUAGCAAUUUUUUUCAGUUUUCCCAAUGGUUAAGUUGCAAAAAAUGCAAAGUAGUAAAAAAUCUGGCAGAUUUAAUUAAUUGUUCUGAUAAUUUGCUAAAAAUUAGAUGGGAAAAGUGUUGGUCAUCGUCUUCCCCACUAGAUAAACGCCUGACUGCUGCCUGGUCCAUCCACGAGCGCAGGUGUAGGAAUACAAAAUACAUUUGUUGUGCAUGUGGUCAGCCAUACGAAGACUUCCUCCAGUAACAUUUUUGAGUAACUUUAGAGCUAUCCAGUGAAUUGGCACAACAAUUGGCAUUUAUUUUGAUGAACAUGGCUGGCAUGAUUGGAGUUUAUCAACGAUACUUGGAAAAUGUAGAGUUGUAGAGGGUAGUUGCUAUAGAAGAACGUGGCAGUAGAGAUCAGUGAGAGGAAAGGUUAAAUGUCAAUGGAAAGCUGCUGCAGAUCCAAGGAUUUCAGGUCUCUGUAGAGUCUAGGUGUGCAUGAGACAUUGGUUGGGUGGGGGCAGGAUAAUAUUCUAGUGUAGGAAGUUGUAAUCAGAGUAAGAGAGAGAUGUGUUGGUGAAGUUUGUGAUCGAAGACAAGAUGUUGCUGGCAUGAUGGGUAGGGGAAUUGCCACGUAAAGUCAAAUGAGUCAUAUUGUGGCUGCAGUCAUUGCAUCCCAAAUGAGUCCCAUGGAGGCAGUCCUAGAGCUGAAUUUAGAGGCUUUGGAGGUAGUCUGUGCAUGUAUACAGAUGUUAAAAUCUCCAAGGAUAGUGGAGGGAAUGCCAAAGGACAGGAAGUCAGAGAGCUAGGCAGAGAGGGUGUGGUCAGGAAUGUGCUAGAUAACCACAAUACAUACCAAGAAGUGUUGAAAGAGGCGUAUGGCAUGGACCUCGAAAGAAGGGCAGUUAAAGGACCACUCUAGGCACCCAGACCACUUCAGCUUAAUGAAGUGGUCUGGGUGCCAGGUCCUUCUAGGGUUAACCCAUUUUUUCAUAAUUAUAGCAGUUUCAGAGAAACUGCUAUAAUUAUGAAUGGGUUAAGCCUUCCCCCUAAUCCUCUAGUGGCUGUCUCAUUGACAGCCACUAGAGGCGCUUGCGUGCUUCUCACUGUGAAAAUCACAGUGAGAGCACGCCAGCGUCCAUAGGAAAGCAUUGUAAAUGCUUUCCUAUGAGACCGGCUGAAUGCGCGCGCAGCUCUUGCCGCGCGUGCGCAUUCAGCCGGCGGGGCGUAACGGAGGCGGAGAGGAGGAGGAGAGCUCUCCGCCCAGCGCUGGAAAAAGGUAAGUUUUUACCCCUUUCCCCUUCCAGAGCCGGGCGGGAGGGGGUCCCUGAGGGUGGGGGCACCCUCAGGGCACUAUAGUGCCAGGAAAACGAGUAUGUUUUCCUGGCACUAUAGUGGUCCUUUAAGGGAUGGUACAGAAGGAAUAAGUUGAAGGGUAGAACGAGCUGAGAUAAGACCACCACUGUCCUCAUUGCAGUCACCGGGUCUGGAAGUACGUGAGAGUUGGAGGUCACCAUAUGGUAGGGAAGCAGGGGUAAUACAGUCAGAGACUUCUAAUCAGUGACACAGCCUAGUUUAUGUAACCAUAAACAGCUGACUGCCACAAUAUGAUACUGGGAGUUCACAUGGCAAUUUCCCUCAUCCUAUAUGAUAAGUGGAACUGCUCUUGGAGUGACUAUUUAUUGCAUAAAUCUCUGCUGGACAGGGAUUCAUGGAAUAAUAGACCCUAUAGACUAGAAUGAGACACUCCUGAUUUUGUCUCACUGGUGAAGGAGGGGUUUGCCUGCAUCGUGACCCACCAAACACUGCAUUUAAUUUUUUUGUAUUCUUUUUCAAGUAUGCCUUCUGACCUGAGCUGUAAUGCAAGAAUAAUGUGUGUAAUAUAUGAAAUAUGCUGUGAACUGGGGGAGAUCACACUACCGAGAUACAAUUCAAAAACGUACAUUAAUCUAGUUUGUAGUAUUUGUAUUUUUGGAGUGGGGGGACGGAGGGGACAGGAUAAAUCUGGUAUGAGAUUUAUAGAUUUGUUUUUUUCUUUUGUUUUAUUUUGCUGUUUGCACAGUGCUCUUGGAAACGGCAAAUGAUUUUAUUAAAGCAAAUAGGUGUGGCUGCAAUACAAAUCUACCCAUUCUGCUUUGGGAAGGAAACAAAAUACCUGUCUAGUCUAUUUCAAACAAGACUAAUAAGUAGGGUAGUAUUGUCAGGGAAGAAAUACAUGUUGUUUAAUAAAAAAAAAAAUCAACCAACCAAAAACCUUUUGCAUUCUGUGAGCUUUGAAAUUGCUUUUUAGUCAGUGAGUGAUUUGUACUGGAUCUUGUAUGUUGUAUGAAUUGGUCCCAGCAGCUUCCUUAUAAUGUAUGAAUAUUAAGGUGAGUGCAGCUCUCUUGAGGUGUGUGUGUGUGUGUGUGUGUGUGUGUAUAUGUAUAUAUAUAUAUGUGUAUGUGUGUGUAUAUAUAUAUAUAUAUAUAUAUAUAUAUAUAUAUUAUAGUAUUUUUGUAGAUUUUCUUUUGGUUUUGUUUAUUUUUGGGGGGAGGAGGACUAAACACUAUGUAGACAAAAAUAUUUUUGGGACACACCUUAAUUAUUGAAUUCAGGUAUAUAAAUUGGACCCAUUGUAUAAAAUAAAGCAUCAAGCCAUGCAGUUUGCAUUUACUAACAUUUUAUGGGAAAAAAUGGGUCGUUCCGAAGAGCUCAGUGAAUUCUAGUGUGGUACAGAUGCCACCUUUGCUAUAAGUCAGUUUGUGAAACUUCAUCCCUGCUACUGUAAGUGGUAAUGUUGGAAAGUGGAAAUGUUUAGGAACAACAACUGUGCCAUGUAAAGCUGCAGAAGACCACCUAAAGAUUGAUGAGGCGCAUGGUGCAUAAGUCACCAAACCUCUACAGAUUCCUUCGCUAAAGAGUUCCAAACUUUCACUGGCAUUAAUAUCCGCACUAAAACUGGGUGGUGGGAGAGUCUUGGAAUGGAUUUCCCUGGCCAAGCAGCUGCAUACAAGCCUCACAUCACCAAGUAUAAUGCCAAGUGUCAGAUCCAGUGGUGUAAAGCAUGCCGCCACUGGCCUUUUGGAGCAGUGGAAACGUGUUCUGUGGAGUGACAAAUCAUGCUUCUCUGGCAGUCUGGUGAGCGAGUCUAGGUUAGCCUAAUGCUAGGAGAAUGUUACCUGCCUGAUUGUGCCAACUGUAAAGGAGUUUCAGGAGUUGUGCUAGGCAAAUGCUUCAGCAUACCAAGACAUUUUGGACAAUGCUAAAAUUCCAACUUUGUGGGAAUAUAUUUAGAAUGCUAUGUCAUAAAAGUCCCUGUUUGUGUACUGGUCAGGUGUCCCAAUACUUUUGUCCAUAUAGUGUGUAUGUAAUAUAUAUCUAUAUAUUAUGUGUGUGUGUGUGUGUGUGUGUGUGUGUGUGUGUGUGUGUGUGUGUGUGUGUGUGUGUUAAAUAUUUUUUCCCCAUUUGUGGGUGGGUUUUUUUUUGGUUUUGUUUUUUUAGUGAGCUACAUAUUUAAAAUGGGGAGUCAAAUAUACCUGCUGGUUUCCAUGGUUUUUGCCCAGCUUUUAGUACUUUAGGCCACUUAAACACUUUUUACCUUUAACAGUAGAUAUUCUCUAGUCAAUUCCAGCCUUUCAUUGUUUACUGCAUAAUCCACUGUGUGGAAGCUUCAGACUCAAAUUGAAGUGGAGAAGCAGAGCUGACAGAUGCUGGACUGAAGACUUUGCGGUUAAACCGUUCAUUAAUGGUUUAACUCCUGAUAGUAAGCCUGAUCAUAUGAGAACUUUACACAAUAACUUAAUUUUGAUGAAGUUUUCAAGGUGACUGGAGUAUUCCUUUAAUCUGCAACAUAAGACAGGUUGCUUCCUCUUUUAAUACAGUGCUACCUGCAGUUCAUGGAGAAUUAUCUCAAGGUGUCCAGCAGUAAUUCCAUUCAAAGCUUGUCUAAAAAAUUGUAUUUAUACUAAUUGUCCACUAAUACUUGUACCUAUUGCUGAACAUUCCAUAAUACUGUGUAUGUUCCUAUCCUUGUCCUCAUCCCUGGUAUACCAGGGAUGCGUAGAUUGCUCUGUGCAUUGGUUGCUGCAGCUGGAACAGGUUCAUCUUCUUGCAUGCUCUGUUCUGGUGCCAGCUCCUGACAUGAUAUCCCGUCACCCAGAAUGAUUGCAAGGUGCACAAGGCUAAGUUUAAAAUACGUGCGUAAGUGUACAUUGCACAGAUGUAUGCAACCAUUUAAACCAGUGGAUUAUUCAGAGAUAUGUAUGGUGUUUUUGAAGAGAAUGUUCAAUGGCCACUUGCUAAAUCAUGUUGUUGCUUGAUGUCUUGCUGUGAUAUGUAUAUGGUCUUGGAUGCUUAAAGCCAAACCACAGCUUUACUGUCCCUUUAAAAUAGAAUUUGGUGUUUUUGUUUUGUAUGUAGUUGACGCACACACUCUUAAGUGCAGUUUACCUUUUUGUACCUAUCUUAGAAUCUGCUUUUUCAUCAGUUUUGUUUCUUUAACCCCUUAAGGACCAAGCUUCUGGAAUAAAAGGGAAUCAUGACAUGUCACACAUGUCAUGUGUCCUUAAGGGGUUAAACAUUUUGCCAUAAAUAGAUCUGACAUUUAGUUUGAAGUUACAAGCUUAUAGAUGCAGUUAUGCAGCUGUUACUUUGUUUUCAUACAGAACAUUGUGACAAAUAGUAGGCUGGUCUCCCUCAGUUGAACUACAAAUUCCAUGAGCUUUUGCCAACCAAUGUUGGCCCCAGAAGACCUGUGUGUUGCUCACCCAUGUCGUAGACAGCACAUUCAUAAAGCCUAUGAUAUAGCUAACCCUCAUAGACCGCUUUGUCAUUUACUUAGUGUUAAUCUAUUUGUACAUAUGCUCUCCUCAAUUUCAAGAAGUAUUUCACCAAUUUUCCAAUGGUAACUAAAAACAAUAAACCAUGUCUCCCUCUGGGAGAGUCCCCCUCACCCCAAAUCCAGGAAUUUAUUUACAUAUUCUAAUUCAAAGUAAAAAAAUUGAAUCCGAACUUGAUUUUACCAAUUUUCCAUGACUAAUCUAUUUCUUAUAGAUUUACAUGUAAGCUCUCUAAACACACUUGAUUUGCCUGUCCGUUUAAAUAGGUUUCUCAGGGUUUUUUUGUUGUUUUUUUUCCCUGCCUUGUAAAUGUGUGUUUUCACUAGUAAAAAGUUGAAGUUGAGUUUAAAAAUACUUGGUUCAACUACAUCAGUAGUAACUUCCACCAAAUUGAGAUUUCACAGAAAAUGGCUUGCUACCUUUGUUGUAAGUCUGUCUGUGUGUGUGUGUGAGACUCCCCACCCCACGUAUGAGACUUUAAACUUUAAACUUUCUUGAAUGGUCUUCUAGUAAAAAAAAAAUCUAAUAAUCUUAUUUGUUUAUAAUCAUACCAUCCUUUUGUACUUGAAAGUAAAACUUACUGUACUGUCUAAUCCAAAGAUGAAAGGGUUAUGGAAUUUAUAAAAGCCCUGGGACCUGUAGUUGCAGGUGCUUUGCUGGGCAGGCAGGAAACUUUCUUCUUCUUUUUAGGGCCUUUUAGCCCUGCAAUUUGCUGCUUGUGGAGGUCCCAGGGUGUGCAGGACUGGGACAAAUAUUGUGUGGUCUCCAUCGACAGCGGGUGCUGGUCACCAUAAUUACUCUACGCAGACACUGCACGGGGCCAGCAAAGAGGACUGUUUUUAUACGGAGGUAGGGAAGGCAGUUUUUGAGAUCUAGGCAGAUCUAGGUUUACCUUUCAGUUGUGCACUAGUCGUUAAAGCAAAUUACAGUGCAUACUGGCUGUUGUAAUUUUUUUUUAUUUUUUUUAAACACGGUAUUAACAUUAGGCAAACCGAGGCUGUCAUAUUUUUUGGGUCACUGCACAAAAGAGGUCUUUGAGGCAGUGGUGUAUCUUGGAUUUGUGCUGCCCUAGGCAGGACUAAAUUCAGACACUCCCCUAAUCUAAAUGUGAACCUCCACUCCAUGUCAAGGCCACUUUUUUGACUGACAGACGCACGCCCUCAUCGACACGUGCACUGACAGAUACAGUCAUUGGCACACGCACUGUUUAAACAACCCACACUCUCAGAUACACAUACAUUGACAUACACUCGCUGAAAGACACACAUUGACACAGAUAUCCUCACUGAUUGAACACACACACACAUUCACUCACUCACAGACACACACACACACACACACACUCACCAACCAGCCUCCCUACCUUUUUGGAAGAUCGGGAGUGGAUCCUGUCCCUGACUGCUGCUGGGCUGCUGGCUGGGCGGACAGACUCCUGGGGCUGCGGGCUCUGCUGGCUGGGUGGGCGGGUGGGCAGGCGCUUAAUGGAGGUGGUGAGGGAACUGAGCUCUUCCUGCUCUUCUCCCUCACGCACCGCUGGAGCCGGAGUGACGUCCUGUUCUGACUCCCGGUAUCAUAGAAGGGCGAGCAGGAAGAGCUCAGAGGACUGCGCUCCCUCACCGCCUGCCUACACUUUGAGCCAGCCAACCACCUCUUGCUCCCACCCUGGAUGUGAGGCAAACAAAGCACGUGCCUGGGCACUUAGGGCGGCGUUUUUUGCCACCCCCUGAAAGUGCCGCCCUAGGCAAAUGCCUUGUUUGCCUCGCUGCAAAUACAGCCAUGCAUGGAGGUUUUGGUUACCUUUUUAAGAGAUUUGAGUGCCUAGAAUAUUAAUUUGCAUUCUUACAAAACCUGCUUAUGUUGCCUAUAUUUUGAGGGGAUAUUUAUUAAACAUUUUCAAGGACAGCCCCUUCCUUGUCUAACAGCGUUCUGUGGCCCUUCUCAUUGGAGGUGUCUGUUUGGGUUCAGUUCUAAUCUGAGCCAUACAAAGCAUGGUUUGAACAGUAUACUCCUUUUUAUUCCACUUACAUGUGCAUGCAUUGCACCUUGCUUUUCUGUACUGCUAGCUCAUACACAGAUUGUGUGAUGUUAAAGAAAGCUGUGGAAAAGCUGCUCAGACCUCUCUUUCAACGUGCAGUGUGUACAAUUAUACCUACAUAGUUUCCGUUCUCAGCAUUCUAUCUUCUAGUCUCUCACUCUAUUUCUUUGUCGGCACCAUUAGCCUCUCGAGUAGUCUUUCAGUCUAAUUCCACCAUUCUACACCAGGGGUAGUCAACACACAUACAUACAGCUCUACAGAUAAUGUGGACUUCAUCUCCCCCUGAUGCCUUGCCAGCAGUUAGCGCAUUAUAGAAGAUGUAGUUCACAUUAUCUGGAGUGCCAAAGGUUGCCUACCUCUGUUUUAAACAAAUUUCUAUUUCCUCACAAUCCCUCCCCCAUUUGCAGUUCCAGACUGUUUGUGUUAAUAAGAAAAUGAUUGAAGUACAAAGAGCAUUGUUUUAUUACAUUUCCCGGUUGUAUUCCUUUUUAUUAAGGAAAAUACAAGUGUUAUAUCCUUUAUCCCACAGGGUAAGCGUUAUCCGUAGUGGUUUAGUGGGCAGGGAAUUUCUAUGUCAGAAUACACAGGGAUUAAACUCGUCUAGUUUUUUUCUGGCACUAUAGCUUCCCCCUCGGUCAAUCGCGAUCGGACAUCCGUGAGGCUACCAAAAAUUGCCUAACAGCCCAGAAGUCCCUCUAGUGGCUGUCUGGUACACAGCCAAUGGAGGUUUAGAAUUAUUGCAGUUUAUAAGAACUACAAUAACAAGCUUUGUAGGGUUAAGGGACCUAGGACACUGCACCCAGACCACUUCAAUGCACCUCCCUGUUUCUGAUAGACUAUUUUUGUCAUUUUCUUUUAAAAAAACUUUUAUGUAAAUCAUGUUUUGUGUUUUUGUGCAGAUGAUCACCCCCAUUUUAAAUUGGCACCAAUUUUGUAAAAAAAUAAAAUAAUAAAAUGUAAAAAAGUGUGAUACAAGCAAUUUAAGUUUUAGUAGAUACAGAUAAACAAAAAAGAGGGGUGAUUGAAGCGAUUAAAGAAAAUACUGGACAGAAAUCAUAGGGGAUAACCCUUAGAAAUAAGUGGCAAACAAGAAAAGACUGAACUGUCCAGUGACCUCUAUGGUAGUUUAAAAAUUAACUUUUAAUUUAUCAAAAAUAAAGAAGGGCUAGAGAAAUACCUAGCUCUAAAAAUAUAGCACUACAUUAACCAAAACAGAGAGGGAAGGGGAGACAUAUAGGGUACAAAGAAAAUAUAUACAUAUAGAAUAAUAAAAGACUAGUGUUGUCUCAGCUAGACUAAUGAAUGGAAGUAGAGAGGCUUAACUCUUUUUUUUAUCCUGCUGCAAUAUGUGCUCUUGCUGCUAAAAUCGAUAAUGAAACAUUGUAACUGUUUCACUGAAACACUGAUCAUGCAAACAGAGUAUCGAAUUAGUCCAUCUUAUAACAGAUUAUCGUGGAUCGCAGUGGCUUGAUCAAAAAUUCGCAAAGUGAGUCAGACUGACUAGAAUGGAGUGAUACAGAGCUAAUACUAGCGAGUCUUGGAAUUUAAGCCAAGCCAGAGCACAAUUGCACAGGCAUCUAAAUAGCGUAUCUGUCCUAAUAUUUGAUAAUUAUCUAACUGAGACUAUAGUCAACAGGCCCGGACUGGCCAUCGGGCACACCGGGCAAAUGCCCGGUGGGCCGCGGUGGCCAUGGGCCGAGGCCGGCAGGGGAGGUCCCAGGAUCUCCCCUGCCGGUCUAUGCAGGGCCGGCGCUAUCCGAGCGCCGGCCCCGCUGUGUUCCAUGAAGGGCCGGUGGGGAGAUCAAAGAACACACACACAGAGCACCCUAACAUUGACACAGCACCCUAACACACACACAGCACCCUAACACCAGCACCCUAACAUUGACACAGCACCCUAACACACACACAGCACCCUAACACCAGCACCCUAACACACACACAGCACCCUAACACCAGCACCCUAAAAUUGACACAGAACCCUAACACACACAGCACCCUAAGACCAGCACCCUAAGACCAGCACCCUAAGACCAGCACCCUAAGACCAGCACCCUAAGACCAGCACCCUAAGACCAGCACCCUAAGACCAGCACCCUAACAUUGACCCAGCACCCUAACAUUGACCCAGCACCCUAACAUUGACCCAGCACCCUAACAUUGACCCAGCACCCUAACAUUGACCCAGCACCCUAACAUUGACCCAGCACCCUAACAUUGACCCAGCACCCUAACAUUGACCCAGCACCCUAGCAUUGACCCAGCACCCUAGCAUUGACCCAGCACCCUAGCAUUGACCCAGCACCCUAGCAUUGACCCAGCACCCUAGCAUUGACCCAGCACCCUAGCAUUGACCCAGCACCCUAACAUUGACCCAGCACCCUAACAUUGACCCAGCACCCUAACAUUGACCCAGCACCCUAACAUUGACCCAGCACCCUAACAUUGACCCAGCACCCUAACAUUGACCCAGCACCCUAACAUUGACCCAGCACCCUAACAUUGACCCAGCACCCUAACACACACACACACACAGCACCCUAACGCCAGCACCCUAACGCCAGCACCCUAACGCCAGCACCCUAACGCCAGCACCCUAACGCCAGCACCCUAACGCCAGCACCCUAACGCCAGCACCCUAACGCCAGCACCCUAACGCCAGCACCCUAACGCCAGCACCCUAACGCCAGCACCCUAACGCCAGCACCCUAACGCCAGCACCCUAACGCCAGCACCCUAACGCCAGCACCCUAACGCCAGCACCCUAACGCCAGCACCCUAACGCCAGUAAUUCUAACGCCAGCACCUAACGCCAGCACCCUAACGCCAGCAACUUAACGCCAGCACCCUAACGCCAGCACCCUAACGCCAGCACCUAACGCCAGCACCCUAACGCCAGCACCCUAACGCCAGCACCCUAACGCCAGUACCCCAACGCCAGCACCUAACGCCAGCACCUCUAACGCCAGCACCUCAACGCCAGUACCCUAACGCCAGCACCCUAACGCCAGCACCCUAACGCCAGCACCCUAACGCCAGUAACUUAACGCCAGCACCCUAACGCCAGCAAUUCCCUAACGCCAGCACCCCUAACGCCAGCACCCUAACGCCAGCACCCUAACGCCAGCACCCUCUAACGCUUUCAGCACCCUAACGCCAGCAAUCUCUAACGCCAGUGCACCCUAACGCCAGCACCCUAACGGCCAGCAAUUCCUAACGGCCAGCACCUCUAACGCCAGCACCCUAAUCCAGCACCCUAACGCCAGCACCCUAACGCCAGCACCCUAACGCCAAAGCAAUCUCUAACGCACACACACACACACACACACACACAGCACCCCCUACCACAUACAGCAACCUAGCACACACACACACACACACACACACACAGCACCCCACCACAUACAGCAACCUAGCACACACACACACACACACACACACAGCACCCUACCACACAGCAACCUAGCACACACACACACACACACACACAGCACCCUACCACAUACAGCAACCUAGCACACACACACACACACACACACAGCACCCUACCACAUACAGCAACCUAGCACACACACACACAUCACCCUCAAAUACACAGCACCCUCGCACAGUGCCCUCACACACAGCACCCUCCCACACACAUACUGCACCCUCCCACACACACUAUACUCCUCACAAAUGCACACUACACCCCUCACACACACAGCACCCCCCAAACACACUGCACCAGUCACACACACAGCACCCCCCAAACACACUGCACCAGUCACACACUCACUAGAUCUCCUAUACGCACUCCGGAGUCCUUCAAACACACACUAGAUCCCCUACACACAGACGCUGCACCACUUACACACACACUACAUUUCUGACAUACACACUCAGGAUCCCCUAUGAACACACUAGAUAUCCUUUAAGCAAACACAUAGUGUCUCCAUAAAUGGGAUACAGUGAGUAUUCCAAUUAUGGAAACCCCUGAGACAAGUUUCAAGCAAACACAAUGCAAGCAUGUUAUUAAAUUUGCUUGCGCUGUGCAGAUCAAAUACAGGGCCCUUUUCUCAUGCCCUGGAAGAGCAUUGAACCAACAUGCUCACUUUGAGAUGGGGCGUGCUUGUCAUUGGGGAUGACAAAACACACCCUAUCUGGUCCCGCCCCCUUUUCAGUGGGCCGCUGUAAUUAAAAAUGCCCGGGCCAAAUUUUUUCCCCAGUCCGGCCCUGAUAGUCAAUGUGUGGUUAGUGCAGAGCCUGACACAAUCUGAUGCCAAAACGGCACUUAAUGUCUAAAUGGUGCCUUUAAUGGGCAUCACAUAGCCGGAAAAAUUAUAAAGUAAAAUAAUAGCCCAGGGUAGUAAAGAUAAUGAGGUAAAAACAGCAAAAAGUAGCCCUGUCAGAGUGAUUUGCUGAUCUGCCCUGGACUAAGUAAAUGAAUGUAGCUCGUAGCUAAUAUCUGACUAGGCUAAGUAUAAGGAAGGGAUAUCCGUCUUUCCCUAUCUGUGGCUGAACUGAUAGUGCUGCCAAAACCCAAGUCUCUAAUAGCUGAUUGACGAGUUGCUAAGCUUACUGAAGCUGCAAAGACCUAAAUUAGUGGUUACAGAUUUGCGAGUCACACUAAUCUGAUGAGUCAAACAAAAACUCAUAAAACUUGCUGGUCUCAAGAAACUGCAAAGUACGGCUACACAUAGGAGCCCCGACGCGCGUUUCGCCUGUAAGCGGCUCUUCAAGAUACAGAUACUCACAUCUGCAGUUGCUGCAUUUGCAAUAAAUCCCCAGGUUUUUCAUUUCAAUUUCUUACCAGUGCCAGGAGAAUGAAAUGAUCAACCAGUCAGGGUGCUCCAUACGUCCUUAAAGUUAUGAUGCCUGGCGCGUCCCAAUUUAAAGAGACCACACAUUAGUUCAUCACCUCUUCAAAGCUUGGGAGCUCGCUAUCCUGAGCCUAGUCCUGCAGUGCAUGGGUAGGUCAUUUGCCAGAAGUGUAAGCUUAUCACUCUGAGCCAGUGAGCUAAGCCCUGCACUGCCAGGUUUAGUUCAAUGUUGUGAGCUUCUGGCAGAGAUGUGAUGUGGAGCAGCACCACACACCCCCCAGGUCAAUACAUUCCUAAACCAUUUGACUACUUGAAUAUUGGGAGGGGAGUAUACCCUAUCACUCUUGGCACCAUAUCUUUUACAGUGACAGUGUGUUCCUUUAAUGUGUGUUAUAGUUUAUGUUUCAGUUGUGUUAUAUUUUGUUACCCUAGCAACUGGAAUCCACCCAGUAUUUCAACAUUUUCUGGUGUCAGUAAGUUAAACGUGAAUGAUUAGGAGACAGGAAAUGUGUAGAUCCUGUGGAAACCUCUCUUCAACCAAAAUUUUGAUUAUUCUGUGUAGGGAAUUAUUUGAUUAUUCUGUGAUUUUUUUUUUUUAUUUUUUUUUUGUCUUGCAUUGUUUGAAUAAAGAAUAAAAAAUGUUCCAUUUGGCAUUCAAUGCUUGUAGUGCUUUUCAUACACUUUUUUUUUUUUCUCAAUCUUUUUCUUUUUUUGUGAUGGUAGUACACACAGAGGCACUACCGUACAUACCGCGGUGGCAGCUGCGACCAGGCCCAUCACUUCAGGGGGCUCGGACGCCCUGCGAGCGGGUACCCGCCGCCAUGUUUUGCGCCCUCGGCCCGUGCAGCAAACCGCAGGGGCCCAUCAGGUGGCCCAUGCUGUCAGGGCCAUCCGAUGGGUAUGGAUUUCCAGGCGCUGUUAAGGCACCCAGCGCUGACCAGGCCCCCUGUGAUGACAUCAGACAGAGCUGGGCGGAAGUGACUGCCUUCCUCCCCGUAGGGGGAAGAAGGAGGCAGUCAGAGUGGGAACUCUGACUCCCAUCAGGCUAAGCCCUCACUGGACCCCAGGGAAAGUCACCCUCCUGCAAAAGGUAGGAAACAGAAGGGUGACUUAAACAUUUUGUAUGUGUCCGUAUCAUACAUAGACACAGACACAUACAGAGGCGCACACACAUAAAGAUACACACUAUGUAUGUAUAUGUGUAUGUCUGUCAGGAGGUGUAUGUGUCUGGGGUGGGACAUGGAUCAUUUUUAUACUGGGGCCCCAUAGAUUGUAUGAAUGCCACUGCACAGAGGUAAUGACAUCAGAGUAUGUAGCUAUCAAGGUUGUUAUAUAAUAUGUCAGAUAUUAGUCUGAACAAGAAAUACAUCCCUUUUUAAAAUGUAUUUUUUUUUUUUUUAAUGUUACAUGAGUUCACUAAGAGAGAAAAGAAAAUAACAAAAUGUAAGUAAACAAUAUGAUUUUUAAAUGGCAGAGGUUUUCUACCCCUGAAAGCUCCAGUUAUAUAAUAGGAAUAUGAGAAAUGUCCAGCUUGUACUGUGACAGAGAGUGAUGCAUUAUCCAUAAAAUCUUGCGGGUGCAAAAUGUAGGAGCAGAAAGGAACAUUAACCAGAUGUGUUAAACGAAGGCAAACAAGGAAAAAUAAAGCAUAUGCUGCAAUACACACAAAGCAGGCUGUGAUGUGACUUGCAUCAAGGGGCUCAGCAUUGCAAUCAGCCUAUGUCUGUUAUGAGUAUGGCAUAGUCCUAUAUGGUAUCUCCGGUCUUAAGGUCCAGUGCCAAUGGUGUCUACCCUGUCCCAGCUUGAGCAAGGAAGCUGCCAGGGUGGGGAUCGGGAUCACACCCGCAGGUCCAAAUGGAGAGGUGGGAGGGUUGCAGGUUCGGGAGAUCGGCCGUCUCUCCCCUCCCCAGCUCCUGCAGCCUCAGCAGAGAAAAGAGUCAGGAUGGCCUCAGUGGACUGCGGUAAACACUCCCAGACUUGUCAAUCAGAUGGCUAAGCCUAGGGUAUGCUGCCAGUUUCAACAUUGUUAAUUGAGUUUCAUUAAGAGGUCACUGGAAAGACAUCCAGUCACCAUUGUGGUCAGUUUACAGCUUAAUACAGUGCUCGUGGUGUCUCGAUGCUACCCCUGCCGUCAAUUGAGCUGAUAUUGGAGCUACUUCCAUGUAAAGACGGCAAAAAAGUAUUUACAUUCAGUGAUGAAGUUUUCCCAUAGAGGAGUAUUGUAAUGCUUCUCUAUGAGGAAAUUUGUAUUGGUGGACUGUGGUGGCCAUGAUCAUGAAGAACUCAGUCAUGACCAUCAAGAAAGUUGGAAUGACAGUGAGGCAGGGCUAUUUUGUAUUUGCAAUGUUCAUGCUCUUUUAAUGCAUAAUUUGUCACAUAAAUGCAAUGCAUAAUUAUUUUAGGUUGAUCAAAUCCAGUCAACAGUUGCUAUAGUGACAUUCUAGGAUCCUUGCCAUUUUUCAUAUUUGUAAAUAUUUUGAGUUAUAAUUAUAUUAAUGGGAUGCAGUAUGUCCCAACUUUAGUUCAGUAAGUGUGACCCUUUUAAUGUCAUAUGUUGCACAUGUAAACUGUUAACCAACAUCAUCAAUGGGCUGCAAUCUCUAGCUAUACUAAUUCAAUAAACAGUAACUUGUACUGAUAAUCAAAACAAAAUAUGUUCAAGUCUGAGCGCGACCUAUUGUCAAAGACAAAACCCAGUCAAAUAGUUACAUUUAAUACAAAAAGAUGAGCAAUGUUAUUCACAAUAGUGUUUUUUUUUAUUUUUAUUUUUUUUAUGAUGCAUAACAAGGUCUUGAUUGAAUCACAGGUACCAUGUACAUACAAGCUCCAUUUCAACACGACUUUGACUUUUUAAGUGAUACACCAAUUACCAUAACCACUACAGUGGUGGUUUUGAUGGUAGGGACACCCUGGUGCUUUUCUCUGCUAAUUGGGCAAAUGUAAUGGAUCACUCAUAAUUAUCUGUGCACUGAAGUGACAUUAACCCGUGAACCCUUGUUACACCUCCAUGAGCAAAAAUGUUGAACUCUGCACGUAUCGACUCCAGACACCAUGGGCAAUUCAGAUCGCUGUAGUGGUUUGGUGCUUAGAAUAACACUUUGAAGGGUAUCUGCCAUGUCCCAAACCACUUAUGAUCUUUUGUCUCUUAAAAGAGCAUACCAUUUAAUCUCUACAUGGAUCUAACAGAACUGCUAGCAAAUAUAGAUUCUCCCAUCUCUCAUAGACUUUAUGCCAAUAAUUUGAUUGACAAAAGUGUAGAAAAAGACCACAUACAGUCAGUCAUUCUGCUCUCCAAAGCAUAGUAACCACUGCAUAUGCCCUGUGGCUGCUAUGGAAACUCUUUAGCCAAUGUUGCUAGUGCUGGCUAGGGAGUAUAGGAAAGGAUUGGCAAUGUGCCUCCAAGUAGAGCAAAUAACAGAAGACCAAAGGACUGACCAGAGGUGGGUGUUACACAAAGAGUCUCAAAACAGCAGCACAUGGAGAGACAAAGUAAUAUAAAAAUAGCCAGUUGCAAGCCAUACAAACACUACCUCAAGUGCUUUAAAUACUCAAAUAUAAAUAGAAUACACACUAUAACAAUCUCAAAAAACUUAACUUUAUUAUGUACAAAAAAGUACCAGAGCGAAAACAUACAAGAAAAAUAAACACAAUGACAGCAAGGGCAAAUACAAUAAAAUAAUGAUAAAUUACCAAAAAAAAACUCUUACAAGCCUCAAGACAGAAACACGAGGCACCAAACCCCCCAACGUUUUGGCACCAAUUGGCUGCCUUUAUCAAGGUUACCUGUAUCCAUGUUCAAAUGUGUCUGCUUAUAAAGCCCUCUUACAGCUGAUGGCCAUCAGCAUAAAAUUGUUACCACCACAAAGAGUAACACCUACAAAAGUCAGAAUAUGACAAUACUGGAACAGAGGUGAGUAUAUCUUGAUAAUUUAUAUUGAAUACAUAAUGUAUUUUUGUGUUUCACGAUACAUUAAAUGUUUUAGGAGAUUCUGGCUAAAGCUGGAGGGCAUUAUAUUUAAAACUAGUAUUGAAUGUAAUGGGAUAGUGAGUCAACCACUUGCUAAACCACUUUGGAAUACAAAUCCAACCAACCUCAUACAGUGGUUGGUUGGCUGAGCUUGAUAAAAAUGUUAGUCCUCAAUAACUUUAUAUAGCAAGUCUAUAUUUAAAUGGACACAUAAAAAAAAGUUAUGUAUUUGUAGUCUAUCAGAAUAAAACCAAAGCAUAGUUAUUUCAAAACCCUUGAGUGCUCUUUUGGUUUUUUUUUUUUUGUGCACGCUCAUAAUUAUCAUAUGCAAUACAGAAUUGGGUAGGUUGUCUGUGUUGAAAAUGUUGCUGUAUAUUGUAUGUGUUGGCAAUCCACUAUUGUACUGUGACUCAAUUUCCUAUAUAAAAUGGCACAGUACCCAAUUGUGUUGUAAUUUGAUCUGUUUUUGAGGAUGGCAAACUUGUGACCAGCUUACAAGCAUUCAUUUAGUACAUUAGAAAAUGUCCAUUAAUAAAGUCUGAUGGUAAGAUAAAGUUCCAGACCAGGAAAGCUAGGGAAACUAGAAUCAGUUUGAGCAGAGCUUUGCCUGUAAUCAACGGUCUCCUUCUAAAAUGGAUGCUGCACAGUGUUGUUUUGUUAAACAGAGAAACAGUGAGUCAGUCGCAUGGAUGGAAAAUGUGGGAAGGAGCUGUGAGCUCACUUCAUCUAUUUCAAGCUUAGAUCUUCCCUAGUUUUUAUAAUGUUAGAAGUAAGCAUUGAAUGUUUUUAAACAUGUUACCAAAGCUGCACAAAACAAUGUUGUAGGUUUAGCUUUUUUCCUGAUGACUCAAGAGUGCAUUUGAAAGGAUACUAUAUAGUGUUAGGAAUACAAAUAUGUAAUCCUAAUGCAUGUAGUGAUUCCAUACCUACGUAGGUGUAUGCCCCCCACCCCCAAGUGUUUGAAGGUUAGUAUCACUUGUCUGUCUUCCUACUUCACACUGGUCUUGCAAUGUUCUGUGCACCUCGGCUAGACACUAGAGCUGUUUUGAAACCUCCGUUGUAAAAAUUGCAAUUGCUACAAAACAGCAAUGUUUUACAUUGCAUGGUUAACACUGAUGGUCAACUGCAUCCACACCAUUUUAGUGGUUCUUUACGUUAACACGUAGAUAUGCUUUUAUUCUGCAUUGAUAUUGUCACCCCUUAUUGUUUUAAAUGUAAUUAUGUGAGUACUUCCCGUGAUGGAAUUUCACCAAGCAUUCUGCUUAGUUUCCAUUCUUAUUAAGCUAGCAUUAUCACUGGUUUCCAUGGUAAUAGCUCCACUAAUAGAACUUUGCACCACUAUUUUAUUCCAUUCAUAAACAUCCUGCUAUAACUCCUUCUUGCAGAUGGUGUAGUAUUACGUUUUGGUGUAAGUGACACCAAAUAUAAGAAUUGAAGAACUGCCAUUUAUUAAAACGUUUCCAUUUUUUUUUUUUUUAUCAUGGUAGCUUGCUGGAACGGCUGUGCUUGCAAUAGGAUUAUGGCUUCGAUUCGAUGGUCAAACGAAAAGUAUGUUUGAAUCAGAUACAAACCCAAGUUCGUUCUACACUGGUAAGUUUCUCUAUCCUGUUCAUUGUGUGUGCUGGUUGAUUUAGGCUAUAGCAAGCGUUGGUCGUUUAUUAUUCAUGAAUGAUUAUUUACUAAACAGAGAAUUUAAAGUGAAUUUUAAAUCCCAACAUAUCAUCUGAAUUGGAAAAUUCUGUUUUGUUUCCUUUUGGCCUAAACUUUAAAGGACCACUCUAGGCACCCAGACCACUUCAGCUUAAUGAAGUGGUCUGGGUGCCAGGUCCAGCUAGGGUUAACCCAUUUUUUCAUAAACAUAGCAAUUUCAGAGAAACUGCUAUGUUUGUGAAUGGGUUAAGCCUUCCCCUAUUUCCUCUAGUGGCUGUCUCAUUGACAGCCACUAGAGGCGCUUGCGUGCUUCUCACUGUGAUUUUCACUUGACAAUUUUGACAAAGAAUGGAGCUUAGGGCAAGUUCCUCUUCCUUUCUCAAUUAAGAAAGGCAGUCGAGCUUUGGAGCUUGCCUUACAAAGUAGUCUUGUGUUUUUAAAUAUAAAAAGGUCAGAAAUGAACAGAUGAAUAUUCUGAAACAGGAAAAGAAGCGGAAACGGGAGAUUAGAUGACGGAGUCACUUUAGGGAAAUGUAAAAAAAGACUUUCAGUAUUUUAAAAAAUCUUUUGGGUGGGUGGGAGUGAAAUUAUCUACAAAAAUCAGGUAAACAUAAAUAUUACAAUGAAUAUCAGUGUUCAAAUGCACGGUAUAUUUGGAAACGACAAGUUUGGUUACAGUGUGUUGUCUUUGCAACUCUCCAAGUCCUUCAACUUUUACAUAUAAAAUGACAGUGUCCAUGAAUCACCAUAUGAUGGAAAUAGAGCUGGUCCAGGUGGAAUUUCUGCAUUGGUGAGCAUUUCGUGUAGCCACAGGAAAAGUAUGAUAAAGUAUACCCCCUUCAAAGCACCAAGUGCGAGUGCAUUAGGUCCUCCCCAUAGGAAAGCACUGCCUCAAUGCUUUCUUAUGGUGUUUUCACAGACACUGGAUGUUCUCAUGCAGAGAAUGACCUAGAGUCUAGGGGACCUAUAGUCUGGUAAACUCCCAGAAGUGCCACUAGUGGCUCCCUGUUAGACAGUCACUAGAGCCAGUCUUAGUACUGAAAGAGUUUCUGAAAAACUGCAGCGAUUUUACAUUGCAGGACUAAGGUAUACUUAGAAAAUGCACCCAUACAACUUCAAUGAGCUGAAGUGGUUUGAGUGCCUGUAGUUUCCCUUUAAGGACCUCAUUAAUACUUUUAGUGAAUCACCUUAAUUAUUUAAUAUGACACUCUAAGCCCCAAGAUGACUACAACUUAAAGGGUUACUCCAACCACUUUGACAACUUCAGUGAUUUGAAGUGGUCAUGGUGAUAUGAGUCGGUAUGUGCUGUGUUUCUGCUUGAAACCCUGCACAUAAGUUAUUCUUAAUUGUGUGCAUGGGGCUAGUUGCACUCCCAGCACAUGAGACGAGACCCAAAUCUCUCUUCCGGGCUGCCUAAUGUCAAUUCUGUACGCAUUUUGUAUCUGUUGUCAGCAUGCACAGUGUGCUGGUGACAAACAUGGUACUGUUCUUCCUUGCAGGCAGAGCUCUUACUCAUGACCACAAAUCACUGCCAAUUCAUUGACAUUUCCUUGUUUUUGAGAUAUAUCUGUGAUUGCAGGAGUUUACAUCUUGAUCGGAGCUGGAGCACUUAUGAUGUUGGUUGGAUUUCUGGGCUGCUGUGGUGCAAUUCAGGAGUCUGAGUGCAUGCUUGGACUGGUAAUAUUAAUUUGUUCUAUUCAGAAAUAAUAAAAAAAAAAAGUAUGUAAUGUAUAUAUUUUUAUAUAGAAUUUGGAGCAGGGAUUUUUUUUUUCUUCAUUGUAUAGAUCAGACAUUAAAAUAUGCAAUAUUACAAACAAAAAAGUAAAACUACAAUCAUAAUUAAUAAGGUUUUUUUUCAGUUCGUUUAUGUAUAAUGAGUGUGUGUGUGUGUGUGUGUGUGUACUCAAAACAUUUUAGUGUGGAUGGCACCUUACCUGGGUCACGCCAGGCACCUGUGGCCACAGUCCUGCUGUAGAGUUUGGUUAGCAAUACUGAGCUUUGCAGUACCUCGCUGACUGGCUGAGUAUUGUUUAUUUUAUAUGGACACAUGGCUUCUCCUGCCAUGUUUCAAGAAAAGUUGUCAAACUGUACUAAAAUGUUUUGACCGCUAAUUUGAGGCAGCGUCAGGGCUCAGGGCUCACCACAACUAGCAGGCUGUACUAGUUGUGGUGUUUAGAGUGUUCCCACACUAGGAUGUACCUUUUCUAAUAAGGACCCCUUCAUUUAAAAAAAAAAAAAAAAAAAAUAUAUAUAUAUAUAUAUAUAUAUAUAUAUAUAUAUAUAUAUAUAUAUAUAAUCAGAGAUGUACAAAAGAUCAUACUUUUUGUAUUUGUGUGGCUUUUUUUUUUUUUCUCUUUUCUCAGUGAGUUUCACAUUAAAUCCAACUAUGGAAAAUCUUUAUAACCGCGAUCAUUGUUUCACAGAUGGAUUUAAAGCCCCUACCUGGCAGUUUUUAAAGAUGAUUGUCCAUCCUCAUGAUAAUUAUACAGCAUAGCAUGACAAUCAAACCUGUAACUUCAUCAUUGCUCGUUAAGAAACACAAUUCCUUAUUGUAAUUCUCUAUAAAAAAUCACCAACAUACAGCAGUAUUAGGCUCCUUUUAACAUUACAUCACUGUGAUUAACUUAAGACCAAGUGAAUUAGAAUCUCAUUCUCCAUCCAACUUUGUAGCUGCUCCGUUCAGUGGAAACUGGAUAGGUUUUUAACAAAAUUAUUACAUUUCCUGCAAUAUUAGAAAACCUAUUGUUACAGUCAGUCCAAAGGUUGACAGAGCCACUGUCCAGUAUAGGGGGAGCAUCACCUAAAUGCACAAACCACUCAAAAAUCCAGAGAGGUGAAUUGAGUGACACAAACCCACUCAUGUAAACCUAGUGGAGCUCGAAAUUUAAAGUUACCCUUAAACAAUAGAGUUACCUACCAAUCCAAAAACAAGAUGGCAUAGGAUGGGGAAAUAUUGCACCAGAAACAUGAUAGAGUGCAGCAACCACUAGAUCGAACCAAAUGAUAACUAAUAGCUUUUAAAUCCAAAAGAUGUAAAGUGAUCGAAUAAAAGACAUGACAUCCAUUGUUAUAAUGUAUGACCCCUUCGCCACCUGGAGAUUUUCAAAGAAAAUACUCAAAACUUGUUUGGUAUCCCUCGAGUAACUAAACAUGAAACCAAGGGCUGCAAAAUAAAAGCAAUCUAGAACUGACAGACCCAGUUUUGUGUUUCUUAAGGUAAGUGAUGGAAGAUCAGCAUGAUCAGCUUCCCUCACCUCCUCCCUUGCUAGGUGGAGAACAGUACCAUUUGUUUGUGGAACUUAGUUUGUGACGAUUAGGAGUGCACAUUAUAUUUUAUUUGUGUUGCUUAGUGUCACAAAAAUUAAUGUUUGUGCUGGAGAUAUUUGUGCAUUACACAAUAAUACCACAUACACUGGGUUAUUGAAGUCUAAUUGUGUGAAUGUGACCAUUAGAUCUACAAAACCAAACCAGCACAUUCAUUUUCACAGCUCAAUUAAAAUGUAAUAACAUAGGGUGCAAUGCAUGCCUAUGGGAGUGAUUGAAUGUGUGCGCAGCACUUGCCACACAUGUGCAAUAGGCUCCAUUGCUCUUGGGAGCAUUGGAUUUCGCCUUUGCCGAUGAAGUUUUGGGGUAGGGGUCGGGGGGAGGAGGGAGUUGCCCAUUUAUCAUUGGGGAGAGCAUUAGGAGUACCAUUUUUUGUAUUCCUACUGCUAGAGCUAUAGUGUUCAUUUAAAAAUACCGAGUGCUAACUACACACAGCUGGUUUUUGGAUUUAUUUUAGCAAACCAUUGCAAAAGAACAAAAAAAAGGAAAGAAGACUUAAGGGUCAAGAUGAACUUGAUCCUAGAGUCAACAGAAUAGGACUGUGUGGGUAAUGACAGUCAUAAACCCCAAAUAGUUCCUCAGGGGACUAAAAGAGUAAAGGGCAACCAGCUGUUCCUCUAUAAAUCCCCCCAUUGCACAAGAACAGUUUAAGGGAUUCAAAUAAAAUAUUUUCCUGGAUUUGGUAGGACCUUUCCAAUUUCCAAUCUGACUAUUCUUGGUUAUAGCAUGAUGUCCCUGCAAACACAUUUUUAAAUAACUGCCAUCACAUCCUUGUUUUCUGGUAUUUAACAAUCCCUUUAAAUAGAAAGCUUGUGCAUGAUUCAACUGCCAUGUCUGUAAUCUUCAAUAAUUAACAUCUAUCUUUUUUUCCAUUAGUUUUUUGCCUUCCUCCUUGUUAUUUUUGCUGUUGAAAUUGCUGCAGGAAUAUGGGGAUUUGCAAAUAAAGACACGGUAAGCUUCCAACCUGUAUCAUCACUUGUAGUAUUUGUUGUAAAUGUUCUUUUUCUUUUGGGUAGUCAUUGCUACUUAACACUCUAAACACCAAAAACAACUUUAGCUCAAUAAAGCAGUUUUGGUGUAUAGAACAUGCCCCUGCAGUCGCACUAUUCAAUUCUGUCACUUAGGAGUUAAGUCACAUUUUUAUGCAGCCUAGUCACACCUCCCAUCGAUGGGAGAUACACAGUCUCCCUACAUAUUAAAUUUCCUUUUUUAUACACUCUGUUUAACUUAUAAUUGCUUUUCUCUUGCUCUAUUAAUAAACUACUAGAGCCUGCACGAGCCUUGUAUGUAUUGGGUAAUAAUGUUAGCAAUGUGCUUUUCUGUCAUGGAAAUACAACUGGUUACUCUUUAAUGAGCCAUUACAUUUUUAUUUUUAUCUUCUUUAAUAGUAACGAGUUCAAAAUGGGGAAAAUGGGUUAGUGAUUUGCAUGUUUAAAUGCGUGCCAUUCAAGAUGGAGAUUAAAUGGGAACUUAAAGACUUUGCAAGAAAGCCUGCUGAUUGCUCACAUGGCCAAACAUCAUGUUGUACUACCCAUAAGAGAGUCUUUGGAGUUUAUGGAACAGUUAUAAGUCCACUGUAUCGCUCUUUCUGUGUAAACUUAAAAAACAAUGGCUGUCAACUUUGUGAAUCUAAUAUAAUAGGAAAAAAAUGUGUUCCUCCUUGCCGUUCUUUUCAUUUUCUGAUCAUAGGCCAUUACAGUACAACAACAAGUAGCUUCUCCCUAUCCCUAGUUGGACAAAUAAAAAGAAAAGUUACAAAUACCCCUUCUUACCCUCAUUCUUGUUUCCAGCAAUAUCCCUGGAAGGGAUUUUUGUACUGCCUUGGCCUAUGACCAGGAAAAGAAAAUUACAAUAAGUAGGAAUACAUUAUCUCCUUUCCUUUCCUUAUCCAUGGCAGCACAACAAUGGGUAAUACCCAAGCAAAAACAGAGAGGGAAAGGAUACACACACUCAAAAUUACCAAAUGCAAAUGCAUUAACCCAAUCAUUAGAAAAAAAGGAACAUAUUUAAAAAUUGGACAGAGCGAGAACACUUUUUUUCCAAAGUUAUCAAACUGCCCCUCUCUAACAUCCAACUGCUAAUGUCUAAUGAAUGUGUUGACCGAGGACCAAGUAGCUACUCUGCAAAUCAGUUCUGGAGAAACUUUAGCUGCCGCAGUGCAGAAGGACAAAAUAGAAUGAGCCUUAAGUUCAUCAGGAAAAUGGACUCCUUAGGCCUGGUAAGCCUCUAUUGUGGCUGAAACAAUUAAUUUACUGAUGGCUUCUUUAGAAACUUGAAGACCUCUCCCGUGCCCAUUAGGGAUGAUAAAUAGUCUUUUGAGAAGAGCGCCAGCUUGAGGACCUAUCAAUAUUGAUCAUUGAACAUCUUGCCAAGUCAAGCACUGAAAGCUCCAUUUCCUGGUGUUAAUUUUGCAUAAUGCAAAGCACAAUUUCUUAGUUUAUAAAAAAAAAAUGUAGUAGCCACCUCAUGAGCCAUUCUGGGAAAUCUUGCUACAUCCAUGUCAAAGGCCCAUUUGUGGUUAAUAAGGGCGAAGAGAGCUGAAACAUGCACCUUCAAAGUAUUAUAACACAACUCCUUAAGUCUAGAUUGUAGGAAUUCCAGAGAAUCCUUGGUAGAGGUAUUUUGUAUCUCUACUUGCUUCGGUAUAGCCCUGGGAGAAGAAACCUACUGUAAUAUGUAGUUAAAGUGGAAUGCUUCCUGGCCUCCUAAAGGCUAUCCACUACUCCAGAGGAGAAACCUUUUAAUUUUUUUAGCCUUUCCCUUUUAACCUCCAUGCCUUCAGGCUGAGGGAAUAUGGGUUUAGAUGACGCACAGAACCUUGAUUGGAGGAGGGAUGGAAUUCUUGGGGAAAUCCCAUGAAUGUUACUUGCAGAGGCUCAGAAGAAGCAUGGUCUGUGAGGCCAAUACAAAGCUGACAGGAUGAUAGUGGCUCUUGCAAUAACCUAUUCAGAAGAGAGGAAAGGGUGGAAAUCUGGCAUAUGCCAGGUUGAAUUGUCAUUUGCAUGUGCGUCUCUUCCUAGAGCCUCAAGAAGAAUCUGUUGACUUAGCUGUUUCUGCAAGUUGGCAAUAGAUCCAUGUGAGGAAUGUCCCUCUCUCCACUAUAAUCUGGAAGACUUUUCCCAAUCUCCACCCAGAUAAGAAAGUCUACCAGUGUUUUGUAAUCCUGGAAAAUGAAUAGCUGCCAAACCCAAAAGGUGAUGUUGAACCCAAAACAUAAGAGGUAUGCUCAGACUCAUCAUUCUGCAACUUAGAGUUCCCCUUUGAUGAUUGAUAUAUGCCGCCACAUUGGCAAUGUCUUUUCUAAUUUGUCACUGAUUUGUGUACAAGCCGAUGUUGAAAAUUCUUUAUAGCUCCGAAGACCGCAAGUAAUUCCAGAAGAUUGGAGGGGAUAUCUCUUGCAGUAAAUGUCCAUUUCCAAAGUAUAAAGUUUUUCUGAAGAUAUGCUCCCCAAUCCCAGUGGCUGGCAUCUGUAGUGUCCACAAUCCAAGGGAUAUUUCUUUUAAAACAUUGCUUUUAAAACUUAUCUCUUUGACUGUUUGGUGUUCUGCAUUCUUCAGUUAGAUUUAUAUUACUUUCACCAUCUUUUGUGACCUGAUCAGUGUUUCAAACAUACAUGAAUGUAAAACUACAUGCAGGAGGCUAGAUUGUCUCUCUCUUGCUCUUUCUGUUGUGUGUAUGAUCUCACUCUGGUAUACUUCCUCUAUUUAGUACCAAUUUCCAUGUGGUAUGCAGUGUAUAAAACACAUUAAAUUACUCCAUUAUAGAUCCUGAAUAAUGUAGUAGUUUUUCAGUAUCUUGGAGGGGAGGGUGGAGCGGGGGAUUUUUAGUCCUGGAACUGAUGUUAAGAGUUUUGAUAAGGGUCGUAUGUUGUGGUUUUUCACUUUUUCAUGUUUAUAUUUUUUUUAAAUUCUGUUUCCUUAUAGAUUGUUGAAGAACUAAAAUCAUUUUAUACGGACACUUUACAACAAUAUCAAAAUACUCAAGAGAAUUCCAAAAAGGAAGCUCUGAAAGGAACUCUGAUUGGAAUCCACAAGGCUGUGAGUUGAAUUUCUGUUUUUCAAAGGUUUGAGUGUAUUUGAAUUUUAUGCAAUGUGCCUAAUGUUGAAUAUCUGACAUUUAAUGGUGCACUCCUGCUUUUUCUCUGGAUCUUCUCUGUUGCAAGAGGUGGGACACAAAAUGGCACCUGAUACAGUGAUCUAGAACUGUCUAUAGGUAUGCAAAGAAGCUAUAGAUCUAGCCAACUUCUUCUGAAUGUUAUUUGAGUGGAUACCAUGUUUUAACAAUAUAAACAACAAAUAUAGCAAUGGAUAGAACAAUAGAUUAGUACAUUUUUCUGUAGGUCUAGUGUAACUGCAAAAGUCAAGAUUUUGAAGACUUAGCCAAGCAUCUGGUAUUUAGUGUAGCAGCAAAAAUUAUUACAACUCUUGUUACACAAAGAGAAGUGAACAAAUGGUGAGCUUGGAUAUGGAGUGAUGGAUUUAGAUUUGUACUUUUACAUUAAAGCUUGUGCAUGUGGUAUGUAUCUAUUUGUGUAUUGGAUUCUUAUUUGCCUCCUCAUUAAGCUUUGCUUUUUUUUGUACAAGCAUGUUGGACAAACAGCUUUUCUGUAUAUGCUAUCGAGAGCCUUGCAACCAGUUACAUGUCAUUAUUUAGCGUCACUUUAUUUUGACAUUUCCAGUAAAAGUUUAACAAAUUUAAAGUCAUGUUGUCAAGAACAACAAAUUGCUAAGGACUUUUUUGUUUUGUUUAAAUUAUUUUUUAUUUCUUUCUCCUUCCUUAGUUUGAAUGCUGUGGAGACAAAGGAACGUUGAAUCCUACUACGUUGAGUGAAAUAUGCCCUAGUGAGAACGGAAUCCUUUCUGCUUAUACAACUCAGGUACAAAGAAAUAUAUUCAGUUUAAAGUGUAUCUGUCGUGGAACGCACAGCUUGGUCUUACAUUAAAACACAUUAAAUUACAUGUAGACAUGCUAUCUGAUGUAGACAAAUUUUCUUAAUGCCCUUUAAUGUGUUGGCCUCUCCCUAUUUGUCAGUGAAUUCCUCAGAAUUAAACCCAGUGGCACAAUUAAGAUUUCUUAUUUUUUUAUUUAUUGGUUUAAAUGUGCUAUUGUUUAGAACUGUGCUGGUGAAAGUGAUUUAAAAAAAAAAGAAAAAAAAGAAAAGAAAAUAGCAGGAUUUAAUAGAUUUCUAGGCCGACUCUUCCACUUUUAGAUGUUUGCACUAACUUUCUUUUAUAAGAAACACCAAUUGUGCGCUGAAAGAUCCUAAACAAGUGUGCACACGCAGCAUAAUUAACAGUAAAUGUUUUGUUUAAUCAGUAUUGUCCAUAAAACAAAUCUUGUUUCACCUCUUUCUUUCAGAACUGCCCUGCAGCAAUUGAGAAGGUUUUUAAUACCAAAUUACAUAUCAUUGGAGCCGUAGGAAUUGGAAUAGCUGUAAUCAUGGUUAGUGGCUUUUUUUUUUUGUUUUGUUUUUUUUUAACCUGAAAAUAUAAUAUUUAAAGUAAUGAGGUCCAUCAGGGUUAUUCAAGUGAGAAUAGUCAACAUUAAAGGGACCCUAUAGUCACCCAGACCACUUCAGCUCACUGAAGUGGUCUGGGUGCAAUGUCCCUCAGGUUUUAACCCUUCAGAUGUAAACAUAGCAGUUUCAGAGAAACUGCUAUGUUUACAUUUGGGGUUAAGCCAGCCUCUAGUGGCUGUCUUCCGGACAGCCACAAGAGGCGCAUCUGCCACACUGGAGGCACGCUGGAAUAAGGUAAUUCCUGACAAUUCUGACUUUAGGGAAUAACCCUGUGUAUAUUCUUGAACAGAACAGUCCAUGUAGCUGUGUAGGUAUGUUUCUUAUCUGAUUACCCAUGCUGGUAUCUGUGACAGGAGGCAGUGAUAUUAACAUGACUGAUGUCACUGAUACCAGCACAGACUCCAGCAAUGAGUGAAAGUAACGAGAUUUGAAGUAACAGAGAAAGGGAAAAAUGGAAGAGUGAUGCGUGAAAGAUGGGUAGGGAGAUAGAAAGGGGUUGUAGGAAAUGGUAUGGUGUAUGAUUAAGGAACAGAAAGAGAAUUGAAAUGGGAGGGAAAGCUGAACUGGGUAAUUCAGAGAGUACAUAUACUACAAUCAGUAUUGCAGUUAGAUACUUAAUGAAAAAGACUGAAGAAGAGUAUGAGGGAUAAGCGAAAUAGAACAAGUGGAUGGCUUAGAGGAUUAAAUUAAGAGAAGAUGGUAUUAGGAAGGAGAGUAAGGACACUAAAUAUGAGAGAGCUGAUUUUAAAGGAAAAGGGACCAUACUAAGCAGGGGAAGGGUGAUGACUAUAAUGUAAAGCUGGAAUGAGCUGAGUUGGGAAUGUUAAAGGAAAUUGGUGAUUAAAAGAGAAUGUGAGAAUAUCCAUGGGAGGAAGAGCUGAAAUAAGGGAAGGGAGGUGGAUAUAUGAGAGAGUGAUUGAAAUAAAUAUAAAGGGAUUUAACACUUAUGAAGUUAGACAGCACUCUUGUAGAAUAUUGGUUUAUAACUUGAAAUGUUUGUGAAUGUUAUUUCUCAUUGCAUGCAGCAGUAUUGUUCCAUGAAAUAGUUUAAAUUAAUUUCACUAAAUUGAGCAGUUAUUCACAGUUGAACAUUCACAGACCGUUCAGAGAUUUUCAGUCCCUUCAACUUUAAAGUGGAAUCUGAAAGAUAAAAUGUAGAAAUCCUCAAUACUUCAGUUACCUCUAGUUUGGAAAGGAGGGCCUUCAUUUGGGCUCUGCCUUUUACUGUUGAUAUAAAUCAGCCUCUGUGCCAACCCAUCAGCAGAGAGAUAUCCAUACAGUUUGCUUCCAAUAUCCACAUGGAGGUGAAGGUGGAGAAGGUGAAACAGAGACAAUGUGUUCUGUUUCUUCUCCAAUGUAAACUUUGAACUGACCGUGCCAGGACUGAGUAGGAUUGUGAAGUCAGUUGCUUAAUCUUUAAAGCUACAUUUAAAAAAAAAAAAAAAUGAUCAUCCCAUAAAAGGUAAAUGCAAGUUAUGUGACUGGGUUAACAGAUAAAAGAUAGUCUCCUAAUAAGUGUGAUGCUGGGUUUACAGCUGUUACAUUCAUGAUCUAUCUAAGUAGUUGAGAAGUACUUCAGUAGAAAUACAGUAUAUAGGCACACCAUUUUCAAUCAUACUUAAAGUGGAAUGGAAACUUAAGCUUAGUAUUGUGAGCACCCAGAGAAACCGCAUUUACAGUAUUUAUUUUGUCCGUAUUUGGACAGAAGUCAUUGGCUGAGCACGUUCGCUGGAAUAAUUCCCAUCUAAAAUAGUUCUCCAUCAAGGGAGGAGCUAAAAUUUUACAUUACUGAUCCUUUUUAGUUCAAACUGAAACUGUUUGAAAUUUCAUCAUGAGUCCAAUUUCAAAAGUUGACGUUUCUUGAAAGGAGUUGGACUCUCUCUGAUCCCUGCUAACUUAUAAAUGUACAAAUAUCCACGUUAAAGAGACUUUUUUUUUUUUUUUUAAUGAAUUUAUGUCUCUUUUCUUUUCCAGAUAUUUGGCAUGAUCUUCAGCAUGGUUCUCUGUUGUGCAAUCCGAAAUAACAGGGAAAUGGUAUAAUGGAGAUUUGUAUAGAAACAUUAAUAUGGGGGAAUGACUUCAUAAUGUUCCAAACCUCAUUUUCUAAGAAGUUGUGCUAUAUUUUUGUUUUUCUUUUAAUGCAAUGUUUGCUUUCCUUUUUUAUGUUUUUGCUACUAUAAGUCUAAAUUGUAAACCAAUGAUACAAGGUACAUGAUUUGUUGAUGGGUUAAAUACACACAAAUAUAUAUAUAUUGUAUAACUACAAAAGACUGUAUUCAGUGUACCCAAUUUAGAUUAAUCGGUUUGCUCUUUAAAAUCCUAAUCAAAAUAUAACUUAUGUUGACUAUAAUUUGGUACUUAAUAAAACAAAAAAUGUAUAAAAUGUGUAA